AUGAGCCCCUUCUGCCGCCGCCACGUGCGCUGGGGCUUCCACAUCUGGGACCGGCCCAACCUGGCGCCCGACGCUGCGAGCCCGGAGGUGGCGGGACCGGAGCUGAAGAUGCUCACGCCACCCUUACUGUCGCAAAGCUUCUUCCAACGCCUUGUUGAUGUAAAGCGACAGCGGAUGGCUGUGUUCUUUGCACGUAAGUUUGACAACAACCGCACCAAAGAACUGCAGGACCAGAUCGAUGCUUUGGAGACGAGCGGGCGCUGGGCGCCGGUGAGGUCAGGACUGGAGGAGUGGGUGAAGGCCCUAAUGCUGGGAUUCGCCAACGAGAGCGUCGCCAAUAUCACCAACCUGGAGGUGUGGCAGCACGAGACUGGGCCAGUUUUCUUUCACGUGGAGCGCUUCCGCGGGCGCUUGUCUCUCCCGUGUGCCCGCCGCUGUCGCCUCACCGGGCACUUGGUUGUUGAAGAGUUGGCGGCAAGAAGCCCAAUGAUUUCCCAGUCGGAGGCGAAUGGACAGUCCCCACUCCUUGUGGCCUUGCGGGUGGGCCUGGGAUGGGAUGUUGAGACCUUCUCCUUCGGGACCAUGUCGGUCAUCCCAGAGCACUCGGGGAAAGACCUUGAGCUGGUCAUGUACUGGAGCCAUGCUGCGGCAAGGCGCUCGGAGGAGAGGCCACCGCAGGAGCUAGAGGUACGAUGGCUGGGGCCCCGGCAUCGCCCCAGCAUCACGUGGCGCUCGAGCUGGUCGUCUCAGCUGGUCUCGUGGGCGCCGAUGCCGUCCGAAGGGCGCGUUGAACCUGGAGAAUGGAAGGUGGAGGUUUGGUUGGCCGGCCAAUUGCAGGGGCUUCGGCGCUUUCAUGUGGGUGCAGGCCCAGAAGCUCCGUGGACGCAGUACUUUGUGGCGCAACCAAAAAGGAGCGCAGCGGCGCGGCCUCACCAGGUCUUACCUGUUUUACUAGCACAUCUGAUGCCUUGGCCAUGUUCAUCCGUGUUUGCCAUAGCUAGAGGCUCUCCGAAACGGCAUCGUGGUGCCCCAAGAUGGGUGAAAAAGGUGUCGCGCAACGGCUAG
This is a messenger RNA of Durusdinium trenchii, 1065 nucleotides long. The record is from the annotation of a GenBank genome assembly. Lineage: Eukaryota; Dinophyceae; Suessiales; Symbiodiniaceae.